AUGAGAUUAACUCACUCAGCAACGCGAGAAGGGGCUGUGUCUCCAAAUAAAUGCAUUGACGUUAAGAUCUGCACCGACGACCAAAAGAGAAGGAUAUCUGGGAACAAAAACAAGUUGUGUCAUUCAACAGUUCGUCAAGAAAAUGAAAUUUUGGCCAAUGAAGAAGAGAACAUCUCAACUCCUUUUACAGAUUCAGGUCCAUCUGAAAGAAACAUUGCUAUUCCUGAGAACAAUGUAUCUGCAAUGGAAAGAACAAAAUCCAAAAAGAAAAAGAUGCCUCUGCACCAUGUAAUGAUGGACUGGGUGUUAGGAGUGAUCACAGCAAGAAGAGAGAGAAAAGUGGUUAAUACCAAUAAGCAAGGCCGACGUUUUUCACCUCAAAAUCUUGAACCUCGGACUCGCUCCCAGACUAGGUCCCACCCCAGGAAGUAGGAGAAACUAUUAAUAGUUAGAACACUUAAAUUGCUAGCUCAAGUGU
Hibiscus syriacus is the source of this 478-nucleotide messenger RNA. RefSeq lists its product as uncharacterized. The transcript is spliced from 2 exons. The record is from RefSeq and is a predicted model, not a curated record. Bases 1 to 432 code for a protein of 143 amino acids. Lineage: Eukaryota; Viridiplantae; Streptophyta; Magnoliopsida; Malvales; Malvaceae.